AUGGGGCGAGGAACUAUUCCAUCUACUAAUCAGAUGACUGGUUUUGAGUCGGGUCUACAUGGCCAGAACACAGGUAAUGAAAACGUUGCACAACCUAAUAUCCAACCAGCGGUAUCAGCUUCGGAGAACACAGCCAAUGCUGGCGUCCAAUAUGUAGCAGCGCCGUACUGGGACGACGAAAUUCAGAAUCUUCGUAAUCCUGGUACAGGCGGGGCACCUCCAACCAGAUUUUAUCAUUCUGACAUGAUAUCCUCACUUGGGGCUGCUUCACAAAGGCAUGCGGCCUCCAGUCAAUUGCCAUCUUCCAGCAAUUAUGGAUUCACUGGAGUUUCUGCAGAUGAACAUGGAAGGGACGGCAGUCACUCUUUGGAUAAUACCCGGAGUCUAUGCGAGAUAAGAUAUUCUGAACGAAUUUCUGGGACCAUCCAACAUAGUAACUCAUCUUCAGGCUCUAGUUCUUCAGCUGGCCCCUCGAAUACAAGGCAUCCUGAUGCUGAUAGAGUUGCUGUGAUGGACUCUGCAUCUUUUGCUCUGCCUCAAUAUUACAGAGAAAUCGGUGAUCCAUCAUUCAUGGAAGGACUCUCGAGUAGGCACUUGAGAUACAGAUCAGGCGCUACUGAAAUGAAUCAUCUUAUGGUGAAUGAACAUACUCAUUUGAUUCCAGGAAAUUAUAUGGUUCUGCAUUUUCAGCCAGCUAGUACUCUCCGACCGGACCGACAGUUGAGCAGUAAUUCUGCCCACGAAGGUACUUCAGCCACGAACCAGACUCCUGCAACACCUUCUAUUAAUGGCAGCAAUUCCAUUGAAGGUUCUAUGGGGACUUGGAGUUUGCAGGGUGUACGAAGAUAUCAUCACACAGCUAGCAGUAGAGGUACCCUUGGUUUCCUCAACAGGCAGCGCCCCGAUCAUCUGAGCCCACAAAUGCAAGAAUUGAGAGGCCAAAAUACUAACUCUCACCUGUAUAGUUUCCAUCAUCUUCAUCCUUCCAUCAACAAUUGGUGCCACGAUUGUCAUGAUUAUCAUUAUUAUUAUCCUUUGAUCCCACAAAUGCAAGGAGUGAGAGACCAAAAUAUUUACUCUCACCAGAAUAGUUUCCGUCAUCUUCAUCCUUCCACCAACAAUUGGCACCACGAUCAUCACCAUAUGAUCCCACAAAUGCGAGGAGUGAGAGGCCAAAAUAUUUACUCUCACCAGCAGGUAGCUGCAGCUUCAAGUAGAGUUGCUACGAAUUCUUCAGGAAGCACUCUAAGGCCUGCUCGGAACAAUUUGGAGAUGGUUCUCAGGCAUCGCGGAUCUAUUCCGCCAACUAGGCCUCAGACAUACUGUCCUCAUAGAAGGGAAAUCCCGCCUGAGACAACUCUUAGACAUAGCAGCCGACCACCCAUGAGAGUUCUGCCAGCUGAUGAAACUGUUAUACUUGAUUUGCUAGUGCUGCAACAAUUAUAUCAACUGAGGAACUUGACUGACUCUAGCAAUGAGGAGUUGUUUGCAUUGAUGGAAGAGGACUCCGAUGAAGAGGACGAGUUGUCGGAGGAAACUAUCGCUAGACAGUUGAGGACAAGAACUAAUGUAUCAUCUGCUCCUAUUAUCAAUCCGGGGGAGACUGCUUCUGUGCAUCAGGAAGCCGAAUCUUGCAUUAUAUGCCAGCAUGAAUACAAGGAUCAAGAGCAGAUUGCAACCCUUGAUUGUGGGCACGAGUAUCAUGCACAUUGCUUAAAGAAGUGGGUGCGCGUGAGGAAUGUCUGCCCAAUGUGCAAAUCUACAGCACUGAACACACGAAGGAAUGAGUUAUAAAUGUUAAAAAUGGGGAGAUGGUUUGAAAGAUUUUCACUGUAAAGCUAGCUGCCUCAUCAAGUUGAGAUCCUGUUUCAUAUGUUAGCAUGGAGGAGUAACAGUUGCAUGUCCAACUCAUUUAUAUGCUGGUUUCUGGAA
Molecule: messenger RNA, 1932 nt
Organism: Juglans regia (Persian walnut)
Lineage: Eukaryota; Viridiplantae; Streptophyta; Magnoliopsida; Fagales; Juglandaceae
Exons: 5
Coding region: 1-1794 (597 amino acids)
Molecular function (GO): ubiquitin protein ligase activity
Source: RefSeq, a predicted model, not a curated record